Arctia plantaginis is the source of this 1860-nucleotide messenger RNA. The record is from the annotation of a GenBank genome assembly. Lineage: Eukaryota; Metazoa; Arthropoda; Insecta; Lepidoptera; Erebidae.
AUGUGGCAUUUCGUUUUAUUGGGCUUUUGGUUUGUGCUUUUUAUAUUUGCAAAGGUAUUGGCACAAGAGCCUGUUGUUAAUAUACCUCAAGGUCGGAUAAUAGGAAUCAAAACCUAUACGAAAGGAUCAAUACCAGUGGAAAUUUACUACGGUGUACCCUAUGCUACAGCUCCAAAGGGUCGUUAUAGAUUUUCGGCACCAGAAAGGCAUACGGGUUGGAGCCGCACGUUCAGUGCUCAUCGAAUCCCUCCCCAUUGUCCACAUAUUGGAGACCAAGAUAAAGACAAUUACAGUGAAGAUUGCCUUUUCCUCAAUAUAUGGACACCUCGGCGUGUUGAUGGGAAAACACUACCAGUGGUUGUGAUAUUAUAUACCGAAUCAUGGGUUAGGGGGGGAAUAUCACUGCCUUGCCAAGAGCUUGCAUCCGAAGACAUAGUAGUUGUUACAGUUAUGUAUCGUCUUCACUUGCUUGCAUUUUUUACCUUAGGAUCAAUAUCAGCUCGGGGCAACUUGGCACUCUUAGAUCAGUAUUUAGCUCUUCUUUGGGUACGUGACAAUAUUGCUGCAUUCGGUGGUGAUCCGACUGCAAUAACCCUACUUGGGCAUACAGCAGGUGCUGUCAGUGCUUUACAUCAAAUAACAUCACCUCGAACUAUAGGUUUAUUCCAACGAGCCAUUAUUAUGUCACCAUUUGAUAUUUGGAAAGCUAUGGAUGAACAAAGAGUUAUUGAAGUAGCUGAAGCUGAACGAAUCUCUCGGGAAAUUGCGCAGUUGUUGCGAUGUGACAAUGACACAGAUCAGGAAAUCUUGCGCUGUAUGCGUGAACGCCCUUUAGCAGACAUAUUGUCGAUCUAUUCGAAUGAAACUUGGAUAAGGGCUAUGCAACCAAUACCUGAUACUUUUUUACCAGAAUCUGAACAGUUCUUACCUAAUUCAUUAUUGGUAGCUUUGUCAACAUCUACGCAACAAAACUUGCAACUCGAUGUGCUACUAGGAGCUAACGACCUUGAAAUAUUAAAUUACAAUGAUGAUAAACAUGAUGAACUAAUAAAACGAGGCAAAUUGUAUAUCUCCGACUACGUUAAUAAUAAAUUGAUACCUGAAAUCUUAGGUCUAUUUUCUAUGGACUCGGCUGCAUUGCCUAUGCUAACAGAAGCAAUUCGAUGGGAGUAUUGGAUCGAAAAGUCUAAAAAAGAUGGAAAUAUUCUUAACGCAAUUGAAUCACUUGCUCGUAUUGAAUCAUCAGUUCAAUGGGGUGCUGGAAUUGCGCUAAUUGCCUCACGAUUAGCAAGAAGAGUUGGUCGCCUAUAUGUUUAUCGUUAUUCUCAACCAGCAGGAGUUGACAUCCGGGGAUUGCAAUAUAAUUUAACAGGCGCUGUCCAUGGAUCAGAUUUGGUGACGCUAUUAGGUGACGCCAUGAUGCUUCAAGUUGCACGUCGACCAGCAACAGCUGAAGAAAUACGAAUAUCAUCACAGUUUCGGAAUCAUAUAGUAAAUUUCAUCAAGUUUGGUGUACCGGGAGAUGGUAAAUUGUGGCGACAGUACAAGCCUAAUGAUGAAAAUAUUUAUGACAUACGUAGUAGUGGAAUUGCCAGCAUUAACUAUCGCAGUCCUGAUAGAGAUGUCAAAUUCUGGCUACAUUACCUGCCUCAGUUGUCCAAAGUACUAAAAGUUGUCGAAAAAAGUGAACAUCUUUCCUCCGACAAAGGUGAGAGCCGACUUCGCGGAGGUGUGUUUGCUCUGUGUGGAGUAGCAGUUAUACUAUUGCUGCUUUUAUGCGUGUGUGCAAUUUUAAUUCACAACCAACGGUCACGACGUUUUACAGUCACUGAUGAUAAUCAUUCAAAAAUAGGAUAUUAG